Maylandia zebra (zebra mbuna) is the source of this 4490-nucleotide messenger RNA. RefSeq names its product ral guanine nucleotide dissociation stimulator-like 2 (gene rgl2). Gene Ontology annotation, cellular component: plasma membrane. Gene Ontology annotation, biological process: Ras protein signal transduction. The record is from RefSeq and is a predicted model, not a curated record. NCBI's taxonomy places the organism in Eukaryota, Metazoa, Chordata, Actinopteri, Cichliformes, Cichlidae. Gene Ontology annotation, molecular function: guanyl-nucleotide exchange factor activity.
UAUCAGCUGCUGAAAGCUGGACAGACGAACGGUGUGGAGAGACCGAUAGAGGGGCGAGAGAGGGUGGGGGGGUGAGGCGGAGGAUGGAGACUCCCUCGUCGUUGUCGGCGGUGACGGUGGUACAGAUGGGUGCGACUCUCCUCAGCUGAGCUGGCCACCGAUCCAGUUGCCCCGGCGGUCAUCCAAUGCAGUCUGGAUCGAGCUGACCGCGGUUGCAUAGCGCACAUCCUGCGAAUGAGACUUCGCUAUCACAGCUGGCACCAUGCUACCCCGUAACAUACGUACAGGUGGUUAUAACCUGCCAGGGGUGGAAUCAGACAAUGUGCCCCUCAUUGGCUUUCGACCUUUAUCACCUGACAGAGGAACCAUAAGUGGCCACUCAGGGAGGAGAGCCGCUGACGCUGAAGUGCAAAGUUCGCAGGCGGAGCCCUCUCCGAUGAAGACUACCUGGUACUGUCCUCUAGAUUUGCCCACUGUGGUGGAGGAGGAGGAGGAUGGGGUGAUCUACACAGUUACUGUCAAGCAGCACCAUGGUGGACCCAACAGUCCAAUGUCCACAGUUUCCAAAUCCCAGUGUGUGAAAGCAGGCACAGAAGAGAAGUUGGUGCUCCACCUCCUCCACUCAUUUUGUAUGGGCGACUCCUCCUUCAUCACCAUCUUUCUCUCCACCUAUCGAUCCUUCACCACCACGGGGAGAGUGCUGGACAUCCUCAGUGACAGGCUGGAGAACCCACCCGGGGACAGCGAGAGAAGUCAGAUAAGACAAUCUUUUAACAAAGCAGUGUGUACAGUGUUCAGCACGUGGCUGUCAGAGUAUCCUGAAGACUUUAAGAGUUUGGGGGACCCCUCUCGCUUGCUACGCUUGGCUCCCCUCCUCCCUCAUGACUCCUCAUCUGCUGCUGAUCUCCGCGCUCGCUUCCUCAGGAUAGCCGAGGAGCUCAGCGAGAAAGCCCUGCUCCCAGAUACCCAUAAAGAUCAAACCAGUUUCACCAGCCCUCCUCCUGAUGCCUCCAAGUUUGAACCUACCAGCAUCCUUGGAUUCUCUGGAGCGCUGAUUGCCGAGCAGCUCACCAUGAUAGAGACUGAGCUUUUUGUCCGUCUGGUCCCGUACCACUGCCUCGGAUCGUUGUGGUCUCAGAGGGACAAGAAGGGGAGGGAAGGAGUUUGUUGGUCAGUCCGUGCCACUGUGCGUCAGUUCAACAAGUUGGCCAAUGCUGUUUUAGCAUCCUGCCUCUGGCCGACAAAACUGCGGAGCCAGCAGAGAGCUCGACUGCUGGAGAAAUGGAUCAGCGUGGCAGAGGCGUGUCGAGCCAGGAAGAACUUCUCCUCGCUGUACGCUAUUGUGUCUGCCCUCAAGAGUAACCCCAUCCACCGGCUGAGGAAGACGUGGCAGGACACCGACAGAGAGGCGUUGAGGAAAUAUGAGGAACUGUCAGAAAUCUUCUCAGACAAGGACAACUAUUCACAGACCAGAGAACUCCUGAAGGAGGAGGGCACGUCAAAGUUUGCCAACCUGGAAAACAGGCUCAACAACAGAUACCUUAACAAGUCCAACGCGCAGGGCACCGUGCCCUACCUGGGUAUCUUCCUCACAGACCUCACCAUGCUGGACACGGCAGUCAAAGACAGGCUGGAUAACGGCUACAUCAACUUUGACAAAAGGAGAAGAGAAUUUGAGGUUUUAGCUCAAAUCCGGCUCCUGCAAUCAUCCUGCAAAAACUGUGUUUUCACUGCUGACGAGGCCUUCGUGCAGUGGUAUAACAGCGUGCCUACUCUGAGGGAAGAGGAAAGUUAUAGGCUAUCCAAUGAAAUCGAAGCACCUGGCGACCCGAGCCCUCGCGGUCAUGCCCCAGCUGUCGUUAUCACACAGUGUCCAGAUCUAAGCACCUCCCGAACCAGCCUGGCUGGUGACAGUGACAGCUUCUUUGACUUUCACUCACCCGUCAAUAACCUGCUUUCAAAGCUCACAAAGCAUAUGAGAUCUCCGUCUGUGUCCUGUCUGGAUGUUGACACGUCCCCUCCUACCAAUGAAUCCAACCCUGCCACGCUGACUCCAACCACUCCUACAAAAUCACACCGUCGAUCAGCCUCCUGUGGCAACAAUCCCCCUGGUAACAUCCAAGGGUCAGGGGCAGACAUGCGGAUCAUCAGGAUACGGAUGGACCUGGAGGAUGGAAACCUGUAUCGGAGUAUACUGGUUACGAGCAAUGACAAGACUCCCACUGUGAUCAGCUCUGCCUUAGAAAAGCACAAUCAAGACCCCAAACAGGCAUCCAGAUAUGAGCUGAUACAGCUUCUGCCUGAAGGAAAAGAACUGGUCAUCCCUGCUACAGGAAAUGUCUUUUACGCCAUGACGUCAUCUAGUGUUGAUUUCCUGCUAAGAAGGAAAGACGGGAACUCCCCGUUUGGCUCGCAUCCGAUCAGCACAGAGACGAGCGCCACUUUUCCUCGAAUCAAGGCCAAGGGAAGGAGACUGGUCAGGAAUCUUUUUUGACAUCAGAUUUUUGUCUGCUUUGUCUACCGAGGUGGAGUUCUCUGAUGGUCUCCCAAUGUGAAUGCAGAGUGAGCUCUCACGGACAGUAAAUGUGGCCUUCUCUGUCCAACACAAAACCUACACAUGCCUUUCUCCUGUGCUCCUGCCAAGCUCACCAAAACACCAAGAAGAACUCUGCUUGUGUUUCAGUCAACAUCUCCUUGCAGGAAGGUGUGGCAGAUAUUUCAGAACUCCAGCUGCUGUGUUCAACAGAGCUAUUUGCACUUUUCCAUGCACGCUAAUUUACAUCCCGAGGACGAGCAGUGAAAGCCUUUAAGUGUACCUUUGGUACUGGUUCUCAAGUCCCUGUCAGGUAGCACUUGAUGCUUUUUAUCAUUACAACUCACAGAAAGAAAGAGUUGCUUUAAUUGCUACAAAACACCAAGAAAUCCCUUGUUGUCUUGUGCCUCAUCUGUGACUGACAUUUCCGAAUGUAAAAAAGAUGUGAUUGGUUGGAAUGCGCUUCUGUGAUUACCCAAGAUGCUGUUGAAGGACUUGAAGUGUGUUUUUUUGGGGGAAAUUAGAUUUAAUGAGAUAUGAAUCGGAAUCAAGACAGUGCAAGUGCAUCAUUGUAGCAAAACACUGGAGCUUUUCAAAUGAGACAUAUAUGAUUUGUAUAUAUUUAUAUAUUUUGUAUGUCUGUGUGAUCUCAGCAUUGUGUGACAGGUCCUCGCGUGACAAGUAACUGUUUCAACAAGGAAAAAAUCCUUAAAAUAACUGCAAGAAACAGGCUGACAUGUCCACAGAGAAGGACAGCUAUUUUAGCUUUUACUCAUUUCUCCAUAAACUUAAAGCAGCAAUAAUCAGGAUUUUAGAAUAACACUGAAACUCUGUUGUAAACUGUUGUAAUGAACUGCGGUCAGUUUAUUAUCAGUUCUGAAGCUCUGCUCAGUUUUUAAGGCUCUUUUAGCUCGUUGUUUUGGUUUUACACUCAGAAAUACCACCUUGUUGCAGCUGUCACCAACAGAUAUUACAAAAGCAGCUCUGAUUGGUCAUCUUUUUUACCUGAAUCGAAUACUCAUGCAAUUGUGAACCAACAGGUGAAGUCAGAGAGCCACAUAAUUUUCUCAGGAGCUGCUGGAGACCAAAGUAAACCUCAAGGAAGGCUGGUAAGGACUAAUUAAACCAAGUGGACAAAAUGUAUUUGCAAAGAAAUUUUUACAGUGUCACCUCCCUCAGCUGCACGUGAAUGUACGCAGCUGUGUUGCUACGUUACAGGGUGAUCAAACAUCACUCAGCCUCUUAAACCUCGUGGAUGAAAACUGAUUAUUGCAGCUUUGAACUUUAAGCACUUUUAAAACAGCUUUGCUUCAGUUUGUUACUAGAAAGGAACAUAAGUAAGAGAAAAACACUGCCAUUGCUAAGUUUAAGGUUUUUCAGGUCUGAUACUUUCAACAGAGCAUAAGCUAAACUUAAUUUAUGCAGAUUUUCCAGUAGCUCAGCAGGAGUCCAUCUUCACUGCAGUUUACACAGACCGCAAAGCCUCAGUUCCAGCGUCGUGGCUUCAGUGAACAUCUUAACUUCAGUGUAUGUCUCUUUGAAACAAAUCUUGUGACCUCUGGUCGUCCCGGGUCAGUGCUGGUGAGGCUCCUUUUACCGGCCGAGGCACGAGCACUGAGGGGCCAGGGAGAGGAUUGUGGGUAUUAAAAAAAAGACGUGCAAGCAUGAUCCCAUGCUACAGAUUGUUUUAGUGCCUUUCUCUGCUGGGUGCUCACUUUCUCAUGUUUGCAUUAGAAUGUAUACAGUCCACGUGGAGGAACUGCAGACAACUCCAGUGCUGUGUAGUUCCACAUCAAAGCUAUUUAUGCACUACAUACAGUAUGUCCUAUUUUUGUGGUAAUAAAUUUACUUUUAUAUGAAUUUUAAUUGUUUUUGACUGAUGUUCAGUACUGAGAUGUUUUUCAUGCUGCUGAGUAUCCCAUAAAAAACAAUUAAAGUUGUUGCUACUUGUCAAAAA